Cebus imitator (Panamanian white-faced capuchin) is the source of this 1569-nucleotide messenger RNA. RefSeq names its product coiled-coil-helix-coiled-coil-helix domain containing 2 (gene CHCHD2). Gene Ontology annotation, cellular component: nucleus; mitochondrion. Gene Ontology annotation, biological process: mitochondrion organization; positive regulation of transcription by RNA polymerase II. The record is from RefSeq and is a predicted model, not a curated record. The coding region runs from base 198 to 653 and encodes 151 amino acids. NCBI's taxonomy places the organism in Eukaryota, Metazoa, Chordata, Mammalia, Primates, Cebidae. The transcript is spliced from 4 exons. Gene Ontology annotation, molecular function: sequence-specific DNA binding.
GGGCGUCCUCGUGACGUCCUGCUCCUUCAGUGACCUUCAGGGCCCCGGAGACAUUGGAGAACGGAAGUCGUCUGCCUGUGCGCUGAUUGGUUGCGAGCUGAGGCCAGCGCCGCCUCCCGCCUUCCGGUUUUCUCAGAAGCUGCUGAGCUCUUCCCUGGUCACUGCACGUCUGAAGGCCGAGUAGCCCCGUCGCUAGGAUGCCGCGUGGAAGCCGGAGCCGUACUUCCCGCAUGGCCCCUCCGGCUAGCCGGGCCCCUCAGAUGAGAGCUGCGCCCAGGCCAGCACCAGCCGCUCAGCCACCAGCAGCGGCACCCCCCUCUGCAGUUGGCUCUCCUGCUGCUGCGCCCCGGCAGCCAGGUCUGCUGUCCCAGAUGGCAACCACUGCAGCUGGCGUGGCUGUGGGCUCUGCUGUGGGGCACACACUGGGCCAUGCCAUUACUGGGGGCUUCAGUGGAGGAAGUGAUCCUGAGCCUGCGAGGCCUGACAUCACUUACCAGGAGCCUCAGGGAACCCAGCCAGCACAGCAGCAGCAGCCUUGCUUCUAUGAGAUCAAACAGUUCUUGGAGUGUGCCCAGAAUCAGGGUGACAUCAAGCUCUGUGAAGGUUUCAGUGAGGUGCUGAAACAGUGCCGACUUGCAAAUGGAUUGGCCUAAUCAAGAAGUUCAAACUGGAGAAAUGGAAAACCAGCUCUCAUAACCAAGUUAACUUCAUAUAAAAAUUUAAUUAAUAGUGAAGGUGUAAAGUGUAGCCAUCAGUUAAACCUCUCCUGUCAUUCUAGCUUCCUUGCUUCAGAAUUGAAAUCGAAGGGGGUGUUCCUACUCUGUAGAAUUUGGAGCUGGUCAGAUGUUUGUGUGGCCUCCUUAAACUAGCUGUUAUGAUUUUAUUCUUUGUGAGUUAGUUAAUUAGAAUAAAGUGAUUUUCUUCCAAGAUGUGAUUCAUCUAGUCUGUAUCCUCUGGUUAUGAAAUAGCAUCCACCCAGAUCUGAGAGCUCCCCUGAGGGAUUAUGUAAGGAGUGGCUCACUCAUAAACAUGCUGCUCGAUUCAAGGGUCCUGGUCCUGUGGGCCUGGAGUUAAGGAAGCUGAUCAGUAGCAGGAAACUGCUUAAAAUACUAUUUUAAGCCAGGUGUGAUGGUGCCUGCCUGUAGUCCCAGCUACUUGGGAGGCUGAGGCAAGAGAAUUGCUUGAACCUGGAAGGCGGAGGUUGCAGUGAGUUGAGUUCAUGCCACUGUACUCCAGCCUGGGUGACAGAGUAAGACUCUGUCUCAAAAAUACAUUGUUUGAAUCAAGUGAAGGAUAAAGGAACAGGAAUAAGCCUGUUUGGGGUGGGUUCCCUAUUCCCCUACUGUGUCCAAGCAAGCUUGUGCCACCCACCUUAUUUGUUCUGUUUUGUUUUAGGCUUUUAGCAGCCUGAAGCUGCAGUUUUUAGUUUCUGCCAAUAGUAACAAACGGAAAAGAGGGAUGAGGAAGGGGCUUUACUGGCCUAACCAUAAACUGAAACUAAACCCAUGACCAUAUUCUCUCCCUUGGGCACUCCUGAUUGACAAUAAAAACCAAUCAAUAUACGCAGUU